Neltuma alba is the source of this 2452-nucleotide messenger RNA. RefSeq names its product calcium-dependent protein kinase 26. The transcript has 9 exons. The record is from RefSeq and is a predicted model, not a curated record. Gene Ontology annotation, biological process: protein phosphorylation. The coding region runs from base 332 to 2077 and encodes 581 amino acids. NCBI's taxonomy places the organism in Eukaryota, Viridiplantae, Streptophyta, Magnoliopsida, Fabales, Fabaceae. Gene Ontology annotation, molecular function: protein kinase activity; calcium ion binding; ATP binding.
UUCAACCGAAGAAGGUGGUCAGCAUUGUCCGCCGAUCUUUCUCGGCAGCAACCAUUCUAUAAUUAACGAAACCAUAAAUUAAGAUAAUCCAACAAGAUCAAACUAUUUUUUUUUCCAGGCCAAGCAGCAACGGAGGCAGACGCAUCUGCCGGAGGCGCAAGAGAAAAAGAGAGACCCAAUUACGACUUCAAUGGAAACUUAAGGUUUCAGAUCAGCGCGAGGCAAUUAUUUUAUCAAUCCUCUCUCAAUUGCUUACAUUCUCAUCAUUUGUAAACUGAUGACAGAUCGUUGGAUGAGGAUAAGGGCGUAAAAAUACCUGCGUGAUUGUUUCAUGGGCAACUCAUGCCGUGGAUCUUUGAAAGGGAAACAUUUUCAGGGCUUCAGCCAGCCCGAAGACCAUUCCACUGCCCAUUCCAAGCGCAACAUUUCUUCUGAUUGCUCUAACUCAGAUUAUUACGUCUCCAGCUUGAACUCCCAGAAGCCCGUGGCCAAAGAAAACCCAAAUAAAGAUAUUAGUAACGACUCUUGUACAGAGCAAUACAGCAAUAACAGUAAUCCACCCUUCAUUAUUCCACCCAAGAAAGACGCCAUCAUGAGGCGGGGGGUUGAUAACCAAGCAUAUUAUGUAUUGGGUCAUAAGACUCCCAAUAUCCGUGAUCUUUAUUCUCUAGGCCGUAAAUUAGGGCAGGGACAAUUUGGCACCACUUAUUUAUGCACUGAGAAUUCCACUGGCACUGAAUAUGCAUGUAAGUCCAUCUCUAAGAGGAAGUUGAUCUCUAAGGAAGAUGUUGAGGAUGUUAGGAGGGAAAUUCAGAUAAUGCACCAUUUAGCAGGUCACAAGAAUAUUGUUACAAUCAAGGGUGCUUAUGAGGAUCCAUUGUAUGUUCAUAUUGUCAUGGAGCUAUGUUCUGGGGGAGAGUUGUUUGAUCGCAUUAUCCAGAGGGGCCACUACAGCGAAAGAAAGGCUGCAGAAUUGACCAAAAUUAUUGUAGGAGUUGUUGAGGCAUGUCACUCCCUUGGGGUUAUGCAUAGAGAUCUCAAGCCUGAAAAUUUUUUAUUGGUCAACAAAGACGAUGAUUUCUCUCUUAAAGCUAUUGACUUUGGGCUUUCUGUUUUCUUCAAACCCGGUCAAAUUUUCACUGAUGUAGUUGGUAGUCCUUAUUAUGUUGCUCCUGAGGUUCUCCUUAAGCAUUAUGGGCCAGAAGCAGAUGUAUGGACAGCGGGUGUUAUACUGUAUAUACUGCUUAGUGGUGUGCCACCAUUUUGGGCAGAAACCCAGCAGGGCAUAUUUGAUGCGGUGUUGAAGGGACAUAUAGAUUUUGAAUCCGAUCCCUGGCCUCUAAUAUCUGAUAGUGCAAAAGAUUUGAUUCGGAAGAUGCUUUGUUCUCAACCUUCAGAAAGGCUAACUGCCCAUGAAGUGUUGUGUCAUCCCUGGAUAUGUGAAAAUGGAGUUGCCCCUGAUAGCGCGCUGGAUCCUGCUGUCCUCUCUCGUCUCAAACAGUUCUCUGCGAUGAAUAAGUUAAAGAAAAUGGCUUUGCGGGUAAUUGCUGAAAGUCUGUCUGAAGAGGAGAUUGCAGGUCUAAAAGAGAUGUUUAAGGCCAUGGAUACUGAUAACAGUGGCGCAAUCACUUUUGAUGAACUCAAGGCUGGGUUGAGAAGAUAUGGAUCAACCCUUAAGGAUACAGAAAUUCGUGAUCUUAUGGAAGCGGCUGAUGUAGACAACAGUGGAACAAUAGACUAUGGGGAGUUUGUUGCUGCGACAGUUCAUCUAAACAAGUUAGAGCGUGAGGAGCAUUUAAUUGCAGCCUUCCAAUAUUUUGACAAGGAUGGAAGUGGUUAUAUUACAGUUGAUGAGCUUCAACAAGCUUGUAUAGAACAUAACAUGACCGAUGUCUUUCUUGAAGAUAUUAUUAGGGAAGUGGAUCAAGAUAAUGACGGAAGGAUUGAUUAUGGUGAAUUUGUUGCCAUGAUGCAAAAAGGCAAUGCUGGAGUUGGAAGAAGGACUAUGCGCAACAGUCUCAAUCUGAGCAUGAGAGAUGCACCAGGUUGUACAGCGAAGACAGAGAGAGAAGACUAAAGCAGAUCUCUUCAAAUCUGAACUGUGGAUGCUCUUUGGAAGUGGCACUAAUUAAGUGUUGCAUUUAUGUUGUAUGAUUGCAAACAUCGUUGAUUGUCAUAAACUUCUGUGUUAGGUGUCACAGCGAUAUAAAGUUGACAAGUCAUUUUGCCGGCAUUUUGAUGAGGGCAUUCUGUUUAUAGUUUGAGUUGGAUGUGUUGAUCCUUCAGGGUAAUUUUUUUCAAAACAGGCAUUAGAUGCCGACUUUUACAUUCGUCAUCAAGAUUUCCGAUUAAAGUAUAAUGUGUAUAAUAUGUGUAUAAUUUUUUUAAUAGUAGUAUAUGUACUUCGAUUACGAAAUGUUGUCAUGAUAUAUUUAUUAUUAUGAUCUUUCUU